Carassius gibelio (silver crucian carp) is the source of this 5852-nucleotide messenger RNA. RefSeq names its product protein phosphatase 1 regulatory subunit 29-like. The record is from RefSeq and is a predicted model, not a curated record. The transcript has a single exon. NCBI's taxonomy places the organism in Eukaryota, Metazoa, Chordata, Actinopteri, Cypriniformes, Cyprinidae. Gene Ontology annotation, cellular component: plasma membrane. Gene Ontology annotation, molecular function: protein binding. The coding region runs from base 290 to 3085 and encodes 931 amino acids.
AACAUUGCUCAUCGGUUCGAAAAAGGAGCAGUCAAGAAGUGAAAGACCAUGAGUUACAGCUGUGGCAAGCGACGCUAUAAACCUAAAACACGGACCACAUAAAAUGGGGACUAUGUUUGCAAUUAUGGUCCCUGAACAGCUGUGACUGCCCUCAAGACACCUUUUCCCCCAAACCUGUGUCUUUGUAAUCCUAUUGGCCAUCCAUCUCCUGUGAUCAUUUUUCUUAUUUUGAGCCCUAAUCUCUUUUGUUUCCCACCUUGCUCAAAACAAAUCCAGUUUUUACUCCAAAAUGGCUUGCAGUUUCAGCUUAACUUGUGCUUUUCCACCCUCCUUUCUCAUCCUUUCUCUUCCUAUUUGUCUCCUUCUCCAUGUACCUUCUUUUGUGAGGGGUGACUGCUGGCUAAUUGAGGGGGAUAAAGGCUAUGUGUGGCUGGCAAUCUGCAGUCAGAAUCAGCCUCCAUAUGAGACAAUCCCACAGCACAUUAAUAACACUGUCCAUGAUUUAAGGCUGAAUGAGAACAAGCUCAAAGCAAUCUUCUUCAUCUCCCUCAGCCGAUUCACCAACCUCACUGACCUCAACCUCACCAAGAAUGAAAUCUCCUAUAUUGAGGAUGGUGCGUUUGCGGGACAGGCCAAUCUACAAGUCUUGCAGUUGGGAUAUAACAAGCUAACCAACCUCACCGAGGGGAUGCUGCGAGGGCUAGGUCGAAUGCAGUGCCUGUAUCUGCAACAUAACCUUAUAGAGGUAAUUGCAACCAAUGCUUUCUGGGAGUGCCCAAGCCUUAGCAGUCUUGAUCUUUCCUCUAACAAAUUAGCAAAGCUGGAUUCAUCCACCUUCACCAUUUUGGGAGGACGGCUAAUAGUGUGCGAACUGGCUGGAAAUCCUUUCCAUUGUGGCUGUGACUUGUACGGCUUCCUUAUCUGGCUAGAGGCAUUUGACAAUGUCACUCACACAUAUGACAGGCUCCAGUGUGAGACCCCAAAAGAACUUUUUGGUUACCCUCUCCUGAGUCCUAGAGGUAAUCAAGGAAGAAAUGCUCGUUCUAUCCUAUCAUCCAUGUGUAAAGAUGGAGUUAUUGUUGGUGGCAUAACUGCCCUGCCUCCUGACUUAGACUCUUCUGGGAUGGGGAUAGAUAUUUAUGAUCAGAUGGGACCUUAUCACCAGCCCACAGCUUCCUCAACCACAGACCCCACAUACAGCCCCACCAUUAAGUUGCAAACAGUCUCCCUCUCUUCUGCAUCCCUCUUGGUUCAAAUACCCAAGCCCUACAGUAAGAUGUAUAUUCUAGUGCAGUACAAUCACACCUAUGUGUCAGAUGUCAUGAACUUAAAGAACAAGAAAGAGAUUGUCAGACUAAACAAUCUAAAGCCCCACACAAAUUAUACCUUUUGUGUUGCCUCCAUUCGCAAUUCCCAGCGAUACAAUCACACUUGUCUAUAUUUUGCAACUCGGGCUCCAGGGCCGGAUGACUUGCGAGCAGCCCCUUCUACCACCACCCAUUACAUUAUGACCAUUCUAGGCUGCCUGUUUGGGAUGGUCAUUGUGUUGGGCUUGGUGUACUACUGCUUACGUAGGCGUCGAAUGAAUGAGGUAAAGGAAAAGUCUAUUAGUGUUAAGAAAACUAUUUUAGAGAUGCGUUAUGGGCCAGAAGCAGCUGCUGCAGCAGCCAAGGAUCCUUCAACCUUGCAGAAACUCCAUGACCAGUCCCUUCAUCAACACCACCAUGGGAAGUUGUCCCAAUCAGCAUCCUCCAGCUUGGGUGUCCUUCAUAGUUCAGCCAACACCACCUCUUCUCGACUUUCUUCCCUUCCACAAGUGGAGAAGAUGGCUACAGCUUUCUCAGAGGCCAUGGUCACCAAUAAAGGCAAUUACAUGGAUGUAAGAACAUCAGCAGGAGGAGAGGACAGAGUAAGAGAUGGAGUUCUAACAGGGUCAGGGAAUGAAAUCACAAGGGAUGAAAAUAGGAUUAAUGGAGGAGAUGACUCUGAUGAUGAUGGCCAAGAUUCAACAUCGGAGAUCUCAACUAUUGCCAAGGAGGUGGACAAGGUAAAUCAGAUUAUCAAUAACUGCAUAGAUGCACUCAAACUAGACUCUGUAGCUGUUGUGGCAGCAGCUGCAGCCCCUGGAACUACAGUUGAUAACACUGACUCUCCACCACCUCCUAGUGUCCCUUCAUUAGCCAGGGGGCUAAUUCCACUUUCCCCUACCAUCACAGAGUCAUGCCAUAUUAUGACGUCCCCUAAAAUCCGUCCUCCACCCCCUGUUCCUCUUGUUUUGCCCCUUUCUGAGAGGCCCGGCAUCAGCGGAGGUGGGUUUCUCUCCCCUCCCUACAGGGACCCACCCCCAGCUACAGCAUCACGGCCGUUGCAAAGGCAACUCAGUGCAGAUGCUGCAGUUGUUCCUAUUAACUCUGUUAAAAAUCGUUGCAGCGUUUCUUCCGGGGGCUCUGUAAGAAGUGCUCGGGUCUUCAGUUUGGAUGUCCCAGACACACGUAGCACAGAGCCAUGCAAGUACCCUGAGAAAGGCAGCCCUGUUCGGUGCGGGGAGCCCCUGGAGAGGUUGCCCUUAAUAGGUGUUCAGGGAGUCAGUAAUGGCAGAGGAGAUGGUGGCAGUGGGGGUGGAGGGGGAGCCGGUGGUGGCAGUGGUGGUUCGGGUGGGGGUGGUGUUGUGGUCGGAGGCGGGGGCAGCACAGCUCAGCAGCACCACUUGCAGGUGCACCCAGACUACCACUGCUCAGAGCACCGACACUCCUUCCCCGCCCUCUACUAUGAGGGUGCCACUGACUCCCCUGCCCAGAAAGUCUCCUUUCUAAAGCCUCUCACUCGCACCAAGAAGGACACUGCCUAUUCACAGCUUUCUCCCCGCCACCACAAUUACUCAGGGUAUUCCUCUAGCCCUGAGUACUCCUCAGAGAGCUCUCUUAAAAUCUGGGAGCGCUUCCGACCAUACAAAAAAAGCCCCCGUGAAGAGGCCUACAUAGCCGCUGGCCAUGCUCUUCGAAAGAAAGUGCAGUUUGCAAAGGAUGAGGAUCUCCAUGACAUUCUGGAUUACUGGAAGGGGGUGUCAGCACAGCAGAAACUGUGAUGCUUGUUAGAGACAUGACAGCAGGAGGAGAGGUUGUGGAGAAAAGAACCGAUGACUCUUGAGACAGCUCGGCAGACUCCAUCAGCAGGUGCUUUGGUCCCUAUAGGCCACCACAGAGACAAGUGUUCUAAAAGAGACAAAAUUAAGCAGGUGUUCCAAGCUCAUUAAGUCAUAGAUAAGCAACCAACCAGAAAUGCAGAGGAAUGUGGCACUUAAAAAGGCAUACAGUUUCAGUUUAGAAUCCCUCCAUAUUACAUUGUAUACCACCUAUGCUGUAUUGCACUGUAGUUUGACAAGAUAAUAGUGUUAAAUGAGGAAUUUGUGGUUUUAUUUUAUAAAUGCCUGAAUAUAAUCUCUAGAGAUGGUGGUAACUGAUGCCUGUCAAGAUGAUUGUUUUACGAUAUUAAUUAGUAAGUAAUUAGUAAGUGAAUUUCCCUUGGCUGAAGCCACAGGUCAAAACAUGUAUAUCCUUUUCUCUCUCAUUCCCUAAUGUUUGCUCAAGCAAAGCAUAUUCAUUGAUUUGAGACACCUACACAAAUUUUACACAGCAUGUGUGGGACACAGUUAUCAAACCAGAGGCAGUCAUUUGGACAUGCUUUAUAUUCAAGCAGUGUGGCAAUUCGAUAAAACACACAAUGUUAAUUCCUUUUUGGCAUUCAUUUGUAGCACAGCCAGCCCAACACAUUUUUCCCUUCAUAUGUAGUCUUUUGACAGUUUUUAUUCUAAGAAUGGAAAGAGAUAAAUGAGGUUUUAGAAUGGAAGCUCUAUGUCUCAAUUUGAUUUUACAAGUGGCAGCUAGAUAUAGACCCAGUGCAGUAAUAGGCUGAAAUACACAAGGUUUACAGUUGUGUAUUAAAUAUGGAGGCAUGUUACACAAAGAGUUUGCUUUGUUUAGCCUGUUAGGAGGCAAAAUGCCAAAGCUUAAUCCAAAUGACACACUUUUCUAAAAAAAAAAAAAAAAAGAAAGAAAAAAAAAAGAUAUACUAAUUUGGAAUUCCAUGAUGUCUUAAACAUAUAAUUUCAUAAUUUCAAGGUCAACUUUUCAAUGACCUAUUAAGCUUAUCACAGACACAGAAAACCUUGAGCAGGCUUCAAAUGUGUAAAAUACGAUAUUUUAUUUCAUCAUUGAUUCCACAGAUUUAGAUACCAUAUUUGCGUUUCAAUGAUUACUCGGUCAGGUCUUCUUUCAUUGAAUAGUAUAGCAACUCUGCUGUUAUUUUUCCUUAUUGAUCUGACCUUCUGUUUCCUGUUAUAACCCACUUUCCUUGACCUAAUGUCAGCUGUGGUCAAACUAGGGAUGGUAUGCAACAAAUUCAAUUAUUUCCCAUCUCAUUUUUUAAGACCUUGUUAUUGUCCUUGCAUGGCUUUAUAGGGAAAAAUAAUUAGCAAUUUGCAGCAUAGGAGUCAAGAGGUCACAGAGGUGCUAAUAUUAUUAACACUGCCAGAUUGGAGAAGUGAUUGAAAUUAAUCUUGCGCUUUGCGGUCAGGUCAUCACCCAGAAUGCAUCCCUGGAGUUUUGCUGGUUCGCCCAUGGCAAUGAAAGGCAAGCUAAAGCUCUUCUUCUUUAGAGCAAUUUAUUGGCUUAAAAAAAUAUCCUCAAGCUCUUCAAAAUAGGCCUCUGGGUUUUUAAAUUUAAGGCAAGGGAAUUUUUUGAUGACAAACAUUAGUUUUUGUUAUUAACAGCAUAUGGUUCACAUCCGCUGGUUUUUCGCAGCAUUGACUGCAAACAUUAUUAGAAUUCAACCUGAACAUGGAAAUUGAUUUUCCUUUUACAGUCACAUUUGGCCAGCGUUGAAACUUAUGAACUCUCAGCAUGCAUCAAUAAUAUGUCACAUCAUCCUUCAAGGUUCAAAAUCAAUGCUUGGUAAUUGAGAAUUGACACGGUCAAGUCAAAAUACAGAGGUUUGCCUUUUGAGCCAUUUUACUAAAGCCUCUCAGGGGGGAUUCCAGAUCGCACUCAAUCACAGUCUAUGAACUCAAAGACAAGAUGAAUGUUUAGUAAAUCAGAAGCUAUAUCAAUUCUUCAGCUAAUGUUUUGUUUUUGUUGCGUAUGCCUGUAUAGAAUAGUGCAAGAAGAUAUGAAUAUCACUGACAAACGCAGACUCAUAGCUAGAGCUUGCAACAAAAUGACAAACCCACACAUGCAUAUAUUCCACCAUCAUUAACUUUCUUGAAAUCUCAUUUAUUCCUAUUUAAAUCUCCAAAAGUUGUUUUCCCCCCACUAUUUUUCUAAAUUCAGUUAGGAGAUGAGUUUUCUAAACAGCCUCAAGGCUUGCAUUAUUGCACUGUGGUUGGGAGAUAACAAGCUAAGACAAUUGGAGAGAAAUUAUUAUGCUCUUGGAAUGUUUUAAGUAUAAGUACAUUGUUGGCAUCUGGAAAUGACAGUUAUUUUGGAUUUGAUUUCCUGCUGAUAUGUUUUUGGAAACAUAUGUGUGUAUGGUCUUAAAGACAUACAGUGUUGAUCAGAUGGGACUAAUGGCUGACUGUGAAAACUGUGACAAACACAACCAACAAGAGAACAAUCUAUACUAACAAUGGUUGCACACAAUAUACUGUAUGUACAAGUAGUAUUAGAUUUCCAAUGGGUAUGUCCAGUGAAAAACAAAAUCGCUGUAUGUGUACACGUACAUACAAACACACACACACACAUAUAUACACAAAGGCAUAUGCAGACUCUACAAUCUACACUUACUGUAUACGUUUACAGACACAUAGUCUUAAAAGUGCCCUCUUGGCACUAAAACAAAGAGUGAAUUAUUUUAAAGGA